Gymnodraco acuticeps is the source of this 1435-nucleotide messenger RNA. Its product is annotated as mast cell protease 1A-like. The transcript is spliced from 5 exons. Bases 118 to 870 code for a protein of 250 amino acids. Gene Ontology annotation, molecular function: serine-type endopeptidase activity. Gene Ontology annotation, biological process: proteolysis. Lineage: Eukaryota; Metazoa; Chordata; Actinopteri; Perciformes; Bathydraconidae. The record is from RefSeq and is a predicted model, not a curated record.
CACAUGCACUCAUCACUUUAACACAUUUAAAGUUUGCACAGGGUCGCUGACUGAGGGAACUGGUGUAAAAAAGGUCGACACGACACUCAAAGACAACAGGUUCAGUUUGCUGCAAGCAUGAAGCACGCUCUGCACAGGAUUCUGCUUCUUCAACUUCUGACAACUCUUGGACUUCAUGCUCUUGGUAGUGAAAUCAUAAAUGGUGAAAAGGUCCCGGACAACAAAAUGCUGUUUAUGGCCUCGGUUCAGAACAGCAGAAACAAACAUAUCUGUGGAGGAUUCCUCAUCAAUAAAGACUUUGUGGUCACUGCUGCACAUUGUGAUGAUGGGAAUACAAGUGUUGUUCUUGGUACCCACAAUCUCAAGAAGAUUGAUGACACAAUGAGAUACAGUGUGAAGAGAUGCAAGCAUCCAUCUUAUGAGAAAGUUGGUAAGGGGUCGGACAUCAUGCUCCUCAAACUGUCCAAGAAAGCUCGACUGAACAAAAGAUUGCAACCAAUUUCACUUCCAAAGACUAAGACUAAGAUUAAAAAAAAGAAUCCGUGCAGUGUAGCUGGAUGGGGUCUAACAAGUGUUGGUAAACCUGUUGAUGAGCUGCAAAUGGUGAAUGUGCCCAUUGUUGACCUGGAUGUCUGUAAGAACGAAUGGCCUAACAUGCUUCCUGAAAACGUUAUCUGUGCUGGUGGAUAUGGCACAGAUAAAGGAUUCUGUCAGGGUGAUUCUGGGGGUCCUCUGGUGUGCAACGGGAAGGCAGCUGGUGUUGUGUCUUACAACUGGAAAAAGGACUGUGGAUACCCAAAUAGGCCCAAUGUGUACACAGAUGUAUCAAAAUACCUUCCCUGGAUCAGAAAGAUGAUGAAGGAUUGUUAAAUGUAACGCAACGGUCCCUGAUCAGCCUGUCGGAUGUUCGUUUACCCAUAAUGACCGCCUCGCUGCACAUUAUCCCUUACAUGUGCAUCUACAUAUGUUGCAUCUGUUGUUCACCUUUUUCAAACACAAAGGGUCAUGUAUUCUCCUGAAAGUAAAGCCAGUUUCUUAUCACAUGUAGCUAACCGUGUUGUAUGUGUUAACGUCAAUCACUUAAACCUUUUUGAAUUUAGUUAAUUUAGAAAUAUGGCGCAGCUUUUAGUCUUAUAAUUGGGUAAUGUUGCACAAAGAAACUUCAAAUCCACUUAAGCUGGUUUGCAUUUGUCAUCCAAGAUGAGUUAACAUGUUCACACCUGACCCUAUGAAACAGGUUGAAGUGUGUGUACCCCUCUACAGUUGCAAUGGUUUCAGAUCUGAUGCUCAAAGGACUUUCAAAGUUUUUCAAUUUUUUUCGGAGGGUUAAAUGUUGGCAAAUUUUAUUUGUUAUGAUUUUGUUAUUUCUUCAAAACUGCUUUUAUGAAUUUGAUAAGUUUCUACCUGCGGUGAUAUUAAAAAUAUGCAUUAAUGA